AUGGCUGGCGGGGGAUCCUCUUCUUCAGAUCUACUCGCCGGCUUGCAACAACUCUGCGGCAACUACAAGUCUCAGAGUGAGGAUACGAAGGACGGCUCCGAGCCGUUGAUCAUGGCCUUGGAGAACUUGCUCGCAAGAGCCAGGCGGCAGAAAGGUUUCGACCUGUUCAACGGCCUUCGACGACAACUAGCGGAGAAGGAGCAGCGUAGCAGGGCACAAGCUUCCAAUUCUUCGUGGAGCUCAUCCUGGGAUGACAAGCGCCAGAGACAAUGGAAAGACUACCCCUCCUCGGGACAGACCUGGAGAAGCUGGCGUCACGACCCGGCGCAGAAAUGGCUGGGGCAACACCGCGCAAAGAACCAGGAGCCCUACAAGGAUGACUGGGGCAACGUCGUUUGGAGGCCUCGGCUUGCUGAUUGGGGCAGCGCGGAAACCAGCAAGCUUCAUAUGGUGUGUGGGGCGGUGGAUUUUGCGAAGGUGUUGGAUGACUUCAAAGAUGAAGGAUUUGUCGUACUCGCAGACAGCAUCGAGACUACGAGGAAUGCCGUGGAUUGGCAUGUGGUGAACGCAAUGCUAGGGUCACUGUUGCUCCCCACCAACGUGCCCUGGCCCGAGGACCCGAGAUGA
Effrenium voratum is the source of this 627-nucleotide messenger RNA. The record is from the annotation of a GenBank genome assembly. Lineage: Eukaryota; Dinophyceae; Suessiales; Symbiodiniaceae.